Molecule: messenger RNA, 1508 nt
Organism: Caenorhabditis elegans
Lineage: Eukaryota; Metazoa; Nematoda; Chromadorea; Rhabditida; Rhabditidae
Gene: T11G6.3
Product: Major facilitator superfamily (MFS) profile domain-containing protein
Exons: 9
Coding region: 29-1456 (475 amino acids)
Biological process (GO): transmembrane transport; xenobiotic transport
Cellular component (GO): membrane
Molecular function (GO): transmembrane transporter activity
Source: RefSeq, marked reviewed
GAAGUUUGAUAACUGCGUCAAAUUGGAAAUGCCCAAUGUGCUUCCCAGGCAAGAGAGCUUUGUGACAAGAGUUACUGGACAAAAAUGGACGAAAUAUCAUGUUCGAGUCUUUAUUCAUACUUUUAUUAUAUACGUGUUGAUUCAUGCCGCUAGAAAAACCUUGUCAACUGUAAAACCAUCUCUUAUAAAUGUAUGGACAGACAAUUCAUCAUCUCCAGAUGGUCCUCUAUUUGAUUCUGAACAGUCUGCAACAGAGUUCCUGGGAGCUUUGGACACUGGUUUUAUGAUAACUUAUUCUAUUGGUCUCUACAUUUGUGGAACACUUGGAGAUCACUACAAUCCUCGCCGAAUUCUUGCUCUUGGAAUGGCUCUUUCUGCAAUUUCUGUGUUCACUUUUGGUUUUGUUACUGAAGUUUCGCAUUUUUACUCUGCACCUCUUUAUGCAGUUCUUUGGAUAUCAAAUGGAUUUUUCCAAUCUGUGGGAUGGCCGUUAGAAGUCUGUAUAAUGGGCAACUGGUUUGGAAAAACAGCUCGAGGGGCAGUAAUUGGUGCGUGGAGCACUAAUGCAAGUGUUGGUAACAUUUUGGCAACAUUGAUUGCAAGUUGGACAGUUAACAUCGGAUAUCAAUAUCCAUUUCUGAUAAUUUCAACAGCUCUUUUCACCUAUAGUAUUAUUAUUUUCUUCAAUUUACCAUCUGCUCCAUGGGAGGUGAAACAACAAAUUGAAGGUUCUGAUAUCAAGGAAAUUCCUAGUGAUGAUAAUGAAAGACCACCACCACUAGGAUUCUUCAGAGCUUGGUUACUUCCUGGAGUUCUUGCAUUUGCCAUCUCUUAUCUUUGCCUAAAACUUGUAAACGAUGGUUUCUUCUUUUGGCUACCAUUUUACUUGCACAAUGGACUCAACUGGAAAGAAUCCACGGCUGAUGGUCUUGCUGCCUGGUAUGAUGUUGGAGGAAUCAUUUCGUCCAUUAUUGCAGGAGCACUUUCGGAUAGAAUGAAAUCGAGAACAAUACUUGUUUUCACAAUGCUUCUCUUUUCCACAGUUACCCUAUUUGCGUAUGCCCAUUCACCAAUAUCUUACUACUGGAAUGCAUUCAUUCUUCUUAUUGUUGGAUUCUUCAUUGGAGGUCCACUUAAUAUGAUUGCCGGAUGCAUUACUUCAGAUCUUGGUAGAUCUGAAAUGCUACGUGGCAACGCAGAAGCCCUUUCAACAGUAACUGGAAUAAUUGAUGGUACUGGAAGUGUUGGCUCUGCAAUUGGUCAAUGGCUAAUCCCAUUGGUACGAAAUUGGCUUGGAUGGGAUGCCAUAUUCUACGGGUUUAUGAUUAUGGUUGUGUGUUCUGCUCUAUGCAUUUCUCCAGUUAUAUGGCGAGAGUGGAAAGAAAACAAACACGAAAAGAUCUCACAAAAAACCGAUGAUCAAACUUGUCAUAAUGUUGAAAUGAAUAAAUGCUAGUUGAAUCUCAAAUAACUAAUUCUUUGAACUUUAUAUAAAUUGUUUCACUUUU